GUACGAGGGGUCAACCCAUGCGUCUCAUGGUUACUUGGUCCUAAUCCUAAGUUUAUGCCUGUCUGCGAUCGACAUUACACGCUUUUUCGCCCGUCUAUAUGCGUUCCUGAAGAGCAGAAGCAAGUUUGCCUUGAAGCCAUUCUGGCGAAAUGUCGUUUUGGGACGUGAUGAAGUUCAAGAUGUCACAGCCAGGUAUACUGGCUUGGACAUGGAGGAAGUUUCGGAAUUUGAAGUAACCGAAAUGAAGCCGCCGGGGCUGGCUGAGACUAGGGAACCACUUCAUGGGCGACGGAAUCAACUCAUUGUACCUAUCCAGACCCAAGAUUUGAAUGAUGCUACUGACGAUGAAACAGCACCAUGGGUCAACGAUCCUCGAAUUAGUCAGGGUGCCCACCGUUAUACGCAAUCGAUCUCGUCGGAGAGGACCGUGUUUGGAAUCGAUUCCCCGCAGGUUUCCAGGUCUGACGAUACCCUGCAUGAUUUCAAGUUUCCCGGUCUUAUUGAGCCGCAAGCUCCUCUCAUCCGACGCAUUUCUCAAGGAGCGUUUGCUACACUGGAGAGAGCAUUGGUCUUUGCAGCUUUUGGUAUGACGCUGUCAGGAAUUGUCGUGUACACUGGUGGCUGUCGCGAAAGCUACAUAAACGGCUGUCUUGCGCAUCUAAUCAGUAUGCAAGCCUCUGACUACGGGGAGCCAUUGUCACUUACUAGUUUUGCAGAGGGUGGCAUUUUCUGGUGUUAUGGCUUGGUCACCUUCGCCCGUUUCCUCGGAUCAUUCUCUGAGCUGGGGUGGGCCUGGAAUACCUCACCGACCGGCGAACAUAUCUCUGCUGAAUUCGUGGAGUCGCUGUUAAUUUUCCUCUACGGCAUCACUAACACUUGGAUGGAACGCUUUGGCGCUCACUCUGGUGACCCUUACACUACCAAACAAGUACAGCAUAUAAGCAUCGCUGUUAUGUUUUGGUUCGCCGGACUCGUUGGGAUGGGAAUAGAAUCCAAGCGUGCUCGCCGCUGGCUCGCAGCGUCUGCUGUAGCCUCUCUUGGUCCAGCUGAUGAUUCCCGCAUCUGGGAGUCCCCAAGCUACCGUGGUAGCUUCAACCCUUUCCCUGCCCUCGUCAUUGGUGUCACCGGUGCUGCAAUGAGCGCUCACGCGCAGACCUAUCUUUUCCAGGUCCAGAUCCACGAACUAUGGGGACGGCUCCUUUUGGGAUUCUCGGUUCUAAGGUGCUUUACCUACUUUUUUGUCUGGGUUGGUCCGCCCCGCUCUAUUCUUCCCUCUCGGCCGCCGACAGAAGCUCUUGGAGGCUUCUUCCUCGCAUGCGGUGGUUUGAUGUUUAUAUUCAGUACUGAGGAAGUAACCAUUGCUGCUAUGCGGAAAGGACGUGAUGAUAUGAUGAUGUUCCUCAACGUCGCCGUUGCUAUCACAUGCUUCGCGUUCUGCUGGACCUUGUGCAUCGUUGCGAUGAAAGGAUGGCUCAAAUCUCGCAGCAGUCCUCGCUUCCCGUUCCCAGCUCCAUGAUUUCAAGUCGCUGUCAGUGAAAUUUAGACGUAAACGCUAUCACGCACGAGUGUUUUCAAUUCUCCUUUCCUUGGUGCCUCGUUUCAAUCGAUGUUCAUAUUCGCUCACAUCUACAUUACUUCUGUUCCUGCUAUAUUCAUGGUUCUUACAAGAUAAUCACUAUUUCCAUUCCCAUACGUGCUUUCACGCCUCUUAUGACGCUCUUGUAGUACGACGAAAUGUCAACGUCUGUCUUGAUUACUCGCUGAGUGACAACUACAUCCUUCA
This is a messenger RNA of Suillus paluster, 1783 nucleotides long. RefSeq lists its product as uncharacterized. Lineage: Eukaryota; Fungi; Basidiomycota; Agaricomycetes; Boletales; Suillaceae. The record is from RefSeq and is a predicted model, not a curated record. Bases 209 to 1516 code for a protein of 435 amino acids. The transcript is spliced from 4 exons.